Monoraphidium neglectum is the source of this 549-nucleotide messenger RNA. RefSeq lists its product as hypothetical. Gene Ontology annotation, biological process: telomere maintenance via telomerase. The record is from RefSeq and is a predicted model, not a curated record. Gene Ontology annotation, molecular function: telomeric repeat DNA binding; telomerase RNA binding. Lineage: Eukaryota; Viridiplantae; Chlorophyta; Chlorophyceae; Sphaeropleales; Selenastraceae. The transcript has 2 exons. The annotation marks the transcript as partial. Gene Ontology annotation, cellular component: telomerase catalytic core complex.
AUGUGCUCGCGCGUCCUCCCCCCACCGCCACGCCCCCAGGCGCUCAAGGCCGAGGCCGCGCGGCAGCGCUGCAGCGCGAGCGCCUCUGUCUUUGGCUACGACGACGCCCUGCGCGCGCUCCACCCCUUCCUGCGCCGCUGGCGCGCGGCGCGCGCGGCUCACCCGGACCUGCGGGCAUACAUUGUCAGCGCUGACAUCAGCAAGGCGUUCGACACGGUGGACAUCCAGAAGCUCCUGAGCAUCUCCGAGCCGCUCCUCUGCAGCCCCACCUACACGCUGCUGCGCUACUGCGAGGCCUCCCCCGCCCUCGGCUGCGUCCGCGUGCGCCACUCCACCGUCGCGGUCCCCUGCGAGCCCUCCGCGUUCCCGGGGUUCCCGGACUGGCUGCGCGCCGCCGCGCGCGGCGGCUGCAGCACCGUGUACUGCGACCAGCUGCCGCACCGGCCGCUGGCGCGGGCGGACGCGCUGGCGCUGCUGCGGGAGCACCUGACGCGGCAUUUGCUGCGGAUCAGGGGGCGGUGGUACCGCCAGACGUGCGGGAUCGCGCAG